UUCAAAUGUGAGUUUUGUUCUAGGACGUUUAGUAACGUUCAAAAUCUCAAAUCUCAUAUUCCACAGCAUGAACAAGAGGGCAAGCUAGAGUGCAACGUUUGUGAUAAAAAAUUUACUCGCCUAGGUCAAUUGAAAGUUCAUGUUCGUCUCCACGUAGGCGAUCUACCAUACAAAUGUAGACUUUGUGACAAAGCUUUUAAUAGUAAUAACCAUUUGGCAAUUCAUAUACGUUCCCAUACAGGAGAGAAACCAUAUAAAUGUGAUGAUUGUGAAGAAUGUUUUACAAGUAUGAGUCGAUUACAGACUCACAAAAAGCGAGUACAUGAAAAACAUAAAGCCUACAGUUGUGAUAAGCCUUUUAAAUGUUCAGAAUGCCCAAAAUCUUUCGCUCGUAUUGAAGGACUAGAUUUACAUCUGCGAACACAUAGUGGCGAGAAACCUUACAAAUGUAACUAUUGUGAUAAAUCAUUUACUGUUCAAAGUGCAGUUAAUGCCCAUUUGAAAUGGCAUACAGGUGAGAAAAAUUAUAAAUGUGACGUAUGUGAUGCUACCUUUAUUCAAAGCAGUCAAUUAUGGUCGCACAAACGUGUUCAUUUCGGAGAAAAAAAUAACAAAUGUGAUGUUUGUGGGAAGAGUUUUGUUCAUGUUUCCAGUUUAAAGCGCCAUGUCAUUACCCACAAUGAAGAACGUCCUUUUAAUUGUGACAUCUGCAAACAUGGUUGCAAAACUCGAGGAGACUUCAACAGGCAUGUGAAAAUACAUUCUGGUGAUAAACCAUAUAAAUGUGGCAUUUGUGAUAAAUCAUUUAGUAAUACUAGUCACAUAAAGAGGCACAUAACUUCUGUACAC
This is a messenger RNA of Lottia gigantea (owl limpet), 849 nucleotides long. RefSeq lists its product as hypothetical. Gene Ontology annotation, biological process: regulation of transcription by RNA polymerase II. Gene Ontology annotation, cellular component: nucleus. Gene Ontology annotation, molecular function: DNA-binding transcription activator activity, RNA polymerase II-specific; RNA polymerase II cis-regulatory region sequence-specific DNA binding. The transcript is spliced from 2 exons. The record is from RefSeq and is a predicted model, not a curated record. Lineage: Eukaryota; Metazoa; Mollusca; Gastropoda; Lottiidae. The annotation marks the transcript as partial.